Molecule: messenger RNA, 1088 nt
Organism: Callorhinchus milii (elephant shark)
Lineage: Eukaryota; Metazoa; Chordata; Chondrichthyes; Chimaeriformes; Callorhinchidae
Gene: scxa
Product: scleraxis bHLH transcription factor a
Exons: 2
Coding region: 83-613 (176 amino acids)
Biological process (GO): regulation of transcription by RNA polymerase II; developmental process
Molecular function (GO): RNA polymerase II transcription regulatory region sequence-specific DNA binding; DNA-binding transcription factor activity, RNA polymerase II-specific; protein dimerization activity
Source: RefSeq, a predicted model, not a curated record
GGAAGGAAGGGGAGAAAGAAGAGGAAGGAAGGAAGGAAGGAAGGAAGGAAGUGUGUGUGAAUUGCCUGUCCCUGAUGCACACAUGUCUUUUGCGCUGCUGAGACCGGUAGCUGGCCGUUGCCUGUACCCGGAGAUCAGCAUGCUGUCUGAAGGCGAUGAGGAGAACGACAGCGAGAGCUCUGGCUCCGAGCGCUCCUUCGGCCUGAGCGCGUACGGCGAGGGUGAGGGCAAGAGGAAGAGGAAGGUGCGGGUGGGUGGGGUGGUGCGGCAGAGGCAAGCGGCCAACGCCAGGGAGCGUGACCGCACCAACAGCGUCAACACGGCCUUCACCGCCCUCAGGACUCUGAUACCCACCGAGCCGGCAGACCGCAAACUCUCCAAAAUCGAGACCCUGCGGCUGGCCUCCAGCUACAUCUCCCACCUGGGCAACGUGCUGCUGCUCGGGGAGGCCGGGGACGGACAGCCCUGUCACACCAGCGCCUCCACCUACUACCCCAACACCAGGAGCUCCGAGCCCGACAGCAAUCAGCCCAGGCAGAUCUGCACAUUCUGUCUGAGCAACCAGAGGAGGCUGAACAAAGACCGCGACAGGAAAAGCACGAUUCGAAACUAACCGGGAGGAGGGAGGAGAGACCUGGCCUGUGGAGUUUGCGAGCUCACUGCAAGUCUGAGAGCCACAGAGCAGGGAGGAACUCAGCUUCCCUUUGAAGGAUGUGGAAAACUGGGAGAGGAGGGCGCUAACCAAAUGCUUCUUAAAAAAAACUCACACGAGCAAGCCCAGUGUCUCAACAUUUCACUGCAUCUGACAGUCUCGGAUUUAAAUACAAGGGGAAAAACAUGAAGAACCCCCUCCCCCCCCCACCUGACCACCUUUCUCUCUCCCCCCCAAAGACUGACAGCCUUACCCGUGAGCCGGAUUAGUUAAAAGGAAACCAGUCGGGAUGGAGGAGGGAAACAAAAUGACAAAACUGCACCCAGUGGCUUUAAAAAUUAAACACAAAACUUUACCCACACGUGGGCUGCUGUCAUGUAAGAAAUGUGUAAUAUAAGAAGCAAUUUUGUACAUAAAAUAAACACCCGUUCUGAGU